Linum tenue is the source of this 516-nucleotide messenger RNA. Lineage: Eukaryota; Viridiplantae; Streptophyta; Magnoliopsida; Malpighiales; Linaceae. The record is from the annotation of a GenBank genome assembly.
AUGGCUACUCUUGAAAAACAGUUAGCACCAGUUGGUACCAUUAUUGACAACAGUGCUGCUGCAAAAGAUGGCAACAACAGAAAAACGGUAGGGUUCGUACGGGCUGGAGUGCAGACGCAGACUGAUGGCGGGGUAAAAGUUACGAAAAAUCGAGAAGACAUUGAGCUGCCUGAAGAAAGUGACUCCGAUGGUGGUGAUGAGAAAGUGGAAGUUGCACAGAAGGAUGUUCCAUCUGAGGUCUUUGGAGGACUGGUUAGAAAGAGGGAUGAUUCUGAGAAAGAUGGCUGCGAGGAAAAUGCUCUUGCAAAUAGUGAAAACCGGCGGCUUGGUGCUCUUGAUAGGAUAAAACGACAUAAAAGGGCCGAGUGGCGCGAGAUGGAUAGAAAGCCAACGGGUUUGAUAGAUUUUGGUGUUGUUUUUCAAUGGCCUUCGAGAAGAACUUGUGUGGUGGCUGGUAAAGUUUUGCCAUAUACAGUUGCAUUCUUCUUUCACAUAUUAUCAUUAGAUCAAUACUGA